AUGAGUUUAUCGACGGCUCUUCGAGAUUUGCAGAGAGACCUAGAGAACAAGGCCAAUGAUCUCGGCAAAAUUCAGAAAGGCAGGUUCCCCAGAUUCUUUUCACCUUUCUCGAUGAACAUCGCGAAGAAUCACCAGCUGAGGAAGAAGUAUACGAUCCAACUCGGUGAGAACGAGCUCGUGCUUAAGGUAUGUCUCACUGUUUCCACUGGGUUUAGUGGCCACUUGCUUGCUCUUUGCUGGAAACGGCUUGAUGCAAUUCUCCAAGAUAUGGAAGAUCAACAAAAUAACAAGAGGGAAGUGGUAAGACGUUCUUAUCUGAAUGCAUUUCAUCCUGGAUACUAA
Messenger RNA from Thlaspi arvense, 342 nucleotides. Lineage: Eukaryota; Viridiplantae; Streptophyta; Magnoliopsida; Brassicales; Brassicaceae. The record is from the annotation of a GenBank genome assembly.